Lachnellula hyalina is the source of this 1089-nucleotide messenger RNA. RefSeq lists its product as uncharacterized. Lineage: Eukaryota; Fungi; Ascomycota; Leotiomycetes; Helotiales; Lachnaceae. Gene Ontology annotation, cellular component: chromosome passenger complex; chromosome, centromeric region; spindle midzone. Gene Ontology annotation, biological process: mitotic sister chromatid segregation. The transcript is spliced from 3 exons. The coding region runs from base 1 to 1089 and encodes 362 amino acids. The record is from RefSeq and is a predicted model, not a curated record.
AUGGCACCGACGCGAUCAAAGAAGACCGCGCGCAAGUCGACUGAAUCAUCAGGAAGCUCUGUAGACAUGCAAAGCUUCCCAGCGCCCCCUCAGAUGGUACCUACAAAAACGCGCAGUCCGAUGAAGACCCCUCCGUCGCAGAGAAGCCCCAUUAAGAAGGCGAGAAUGGGUAUUACGUUGGGCCAGAAGCAGGCAUUGAUCGAUAACUUGCAACUCGAGAUUACGGAACGCGCGAGAAAGCUUCGUGCCCAGUAUAUGCUUCAAUCACAGGGAUUGCGUUCGCGUAUUGAAAUUCGAGUUAAUCGGAUCCCUACCGCUCUUCGACGCGCAAAUAUGGGGGAGUUGUUGGAGAAAUACAGCGAAGCUGCUACAAAAACUGCGAGUAAGAGUCCGCAACGCGCCGAGAGAAACUCACCAGCGAAAAUGAAACAAAUCCAAGAACAAUCUCGCGCGAGUUCUUCACCACAGAAGCCUAAGAAGCGUCAUAGUAACGAAAUAUACUCUGUCGACAAGGAGAAUGAAGAUAUUGAGAACCCAAAGAAACGACCCCGCGGACCACCAGCUCCACCUGUACGUACAACAUCCAAAGCGAAACUACAAUCCCAAGUCCUAUCGCCACGAUCCGCCAACUCGCGCACCUUUCCACGUUCUCCAGUGCGAGCAUCGCCAGCAAAAUCUAACCUAGCACGUCCAAUAUCACCUUUUAAACCAGUAGCACCAACACCAGCAGGAGGGGCGGCGGGAAUGCUCACCAACAUGGUAGAGAAAGCCAAGUCGACUCGAGCAGCUACACGAAAGCCUGCAGAACCAGCAAAGACUACUGGUGUAGGACGGGGCAAGAGAACUGUAGCGCCAGCACCAGCACCAGCUCCAAGAGUUGCAAGGGGAAGAGCGAGUACGAUCAGUGAUUCGAGCGAUGCUAGUAAUGGUACGAUUGUAAGAAAGCCAGUUGCAGCGAAGAAGGAACCGGCCAAGAGAACGGUUAUGGGUACGAUUAGGGGAAUGGGAGGAGCGGCGAGUAAGAAGGUGCAGGCUAGCAAGCCAGCGCCUACUACUACGGGUUCGAGGGUUCUCAGGAAGAGAAAUUGA